CAUUCUGAUUACAUUUUUCUUUUUCAUAACAGUUGAUGGAUAUCAAUGAGAGCCCGGUAUAUGUUCUUCUGAAUCCUUCAAUCAAUCCUGCACAAAAAGAUCUCCCGGUGACCAUCUACGAAAGUGAACUGCAUGUCAUUGAUGGGAUUCCACAACUGAUUUUUGUUCGUGCAAACUAUACUAUUGAGACUGUUGAAGCAGAGCGAAUCUCUGUUGAUCAUGUUGCUCAUCUCAAACCAUCUGAUGGAGGCUCAGCUGCAACUCAGUUGGCUGCACAUCUUACUGGUAUACAUAGUGCCAUCAAGAUGCUGAACAGCAGAGUGAGGGUGCUUCACCAUUAUCUUCUUGCCAUGCAAAAGGGUGAUAUUCCUUGUGAGAACUCAUUGCUGAGGCAAGUUUCAAGCCUUCUAAGAAGAUUGCCUGCCAUUGAAUCAGCAAAAUUUCAAGAUGAUUUCUUAAUGGAAUACAAUGACACUCUCUUGAUAACUUAUCUUGCUAUGUUCACCAACUGCGCAAGUACCAUGAAUGAACUGGUGGACAAAUUCAACACUGCAUAUGACAGGCAUAGCAGGAGAGGGGGUCGGACUGCUUUUAUUUAGAAUUUGUGAUUGUGCAGAGUUCCUCCACCAUGGCGUAUUCUUAACCAGGCUGUGGCUAUCAUUUGUGUGACUAGAGACAGGCAUCAUGUAAAGUGAAGGAUCAUGUACUUGGGAUUAACAAGAGAAAGAAAAGCCUUCGGUUUGAUUUAAUUA
Messenger RNA from Macadamia integrifolia, 752 nucleotides. Its product is annotated as COP9 signalosome complex subunit 6-like. Bases 36 to 599 code for a protein of 187 amino acids. NCBI's taxonomy places the organism in Eukaryota, Viridiplantae, Streptophyta, Magnoliopsida, Proteales, Proteaceae. Gene Ontology annotation, cellular component: COP9 signalosome. Gene Ontology annotation, biological process: protein deneddylation. The record is from RefSeq and is a predicted model, not a curated record. The transcript has 7 exons.